AGGAUAGGGGUUGCUAUGGUAACAGAGCUUCCUGAUAGACAGGGUGUGUGUGUGUACGUGUGUGUGUGUACGUGCCAUCAUCCUCGUAUCAGCUGCACUUUAAGCCUGAGCGCCGGCGGAACUCACACACAAGCUCCCUCACUCCCGGUCUCUCAGCGUCACCUCCACUCCGACUCAGCUCAGAAAAUGGUGACUGGAGGAUUUGUGCAGAUGCUCCGCAAGAGAAAGGAGCUCAUCCCUCUCAUUGGUUUCAUGGCAUUUGCAGCGACUGGAGCCACGUCUGCCUGCCUCUACUUCCUGUUCACCAAAACAGAUGUCAUUUUGAACAAAACCUCAAACCCUGAGCCCUGGGAGAGACUCGACCCGACCAAACCUCAAAAGCUUAUCACAAUUAAUCAGCAGUGGAAGCCGGUGGAGGAGUUGGAGCUGGUGAAGAAAUUGACCAAAUAAAGUCAUCAUCUCGUGUGUUAUGUGUGUGUGUGUGUGUGUGUGUGUGUGUGUGUGUGUAUAUAUAUAAAGGUAUAUGAAUUUGUAGGUGUUCUGACAUGAAAUAAAUCCGUACUGAAUAAAUCCGUACUGACGCUGAAGUGUGGUGUCUCAGCGCUGCACUCAGGCUUUAUUCUUUUAUUGAUGUAUUUAUUGUGAUGAAUGUAAAUCAGAUGAUUAUUACAGCACUGAACUCUGACCUGCUGCAGUGAUCAUGUGACUCCUCACUGUGGGAUUAAGGUGGUGAUCAAACACCUGCUGAACUUUUGUAACUCUGCUGUGUGAAAUAAUAAAAUGUGAAUAAAAUCCAACUGAA
Messenger RNA from Silurus meridionalis, 802 nucleotides. It is a transcript of the gene coxfa4l3, whose product is annotated as chromosome 13 C15orf48 homolog. The transcript is spliced from 5 exons. The coding region runs from base 16 to 450 and encodes 144 amino acids. Lineage: Eukaryota; Metazoa; Chordata; Actinopteri; Siluriformes; Siluridae. The record is from RefSeq and is a predicted model, not a curated record.